AUGUCAACCGAGACCUUUACACAAAAGACCAUGAUGAGUGCCGACCUCUCGGGGCCGCACAAUUAUCUCGACUACCAACACCAAUACCAACACCACCUGUACAACCCGGCACCAAGGCUCUCCGCCCUCGCCUAUCCGCACCUUUCCUCCCGGGGCCAGACUAAGCAAGCCAAAAGGCGGUCGCUGACGGCGGCCCGGCAACAACCACGACAACCGCAACCACAGUCCUUGCAUCCCCUGACGACGCUGCUGGCCGUGAUAUUCGAUUUCUUUUUGAGGGGCAUCCUGGAUCUUACGAGGCCGCCGAGGGAGCUGGUUAAGUUCACCGUCAUGGGCAUCUUCGAUACGCUGUGCUGGGCCUAUCAUGCACUGCCAAUGCCGCUCGCGCUCGGUCUUCUCUACUGUGGGUUCCAGAGCGUCCCGGACGCGCUGCACGGCGUCGAGGAGCUGCGGGUGAUUUACAGCACGAGGCUGGGCGGUGAUGCAUUCCCCGGGAGCGCAUCCGGCAUUGAGGGUCUCUACGGGCUUGGCGAGAUGGCUUUGGUGCGAUGGGGUGAUUUAGGAGUCUGGUCGGCGUUUUACUGUCUCGCUUUGAUGACGGCAGCAUAUGCGGUCAUGGUCCUCUUGGAGAUGCGCGACUACAUCCGCGACACCUGGGCUCUCAUUAUGGACGAGGCUCUCGAGGUCCAGGCGUUGCGGGCGGACGAGUGCUAG
Molecule: messenger RNA, 714 nt
Organism: Colletotrichum acutatum
Lineage: Eukaryota; Fungi; Ascomycota; Sordariomycetes; Glomerellales; Glomerellaceae
Exons: 2
Coding region: 1-714 (237 amino acids)
Source: RefSeq, a predicted model, not a curated record